GAUUAAUACUGCAUUUGUACGACGACGUUUGGUCAUUUGCUAGGCUACGGCUGCGCGUGGAAGUGAUAAGCUUCAGCGAAGCAAUGAUGGCGUAUGAUUGACACUAGGGCCUCGACAGUUGGCGGGUGCGUGUUUCCCUUGUGGGCCGGACAAGGUUGGAGACGGGGUUAAGAUUUAAUUUGAUCUGUGAUGGGGAGGAUGGGAUGCGCGCCAUAUCAGUUGACGUAGGGUGGUUGGCAAGCGGACCCUUAAGUAUGCAACUGCCGUGAAACCUCAGCUGGAGGCUCGAUACUUCCGCGCGGUGACUAGUUUCCUUCGGAGAAGAACCCAACGGCCCUUUUUGUUGACCGUUUCUUAACGCGUCUACUAUCCCAACCUUCCGCGCCCGCCCUUGUCGUUCUUCAUUCUAUCUGUCCCACCACGCGCACUUCGUUGAACAACUCUACCUCACAUCUCAUCACUAGCAUUCAUAUCCAGUCAAGAUGGCGGUAAUAUGGGGUCUCGACUUGAAGGAGAUGCAAUGGGGCAAGUUCAAAUCCGGGUACAUGUUUGGGAAUACAAUGUACCACAACCGCCGCACAAAGUUCGUCAUCUACCAACUCGCGAUGAUUCUCUGCGUUGUCAGUGAGAGUUUGGGAACAGCAGCGCUAUCUGAUUAUGUCGACCAGCAGAAGUUCGUCUCAAAACUUGACGGUAACGUCACGGUUCACAACAAUGACUUUGUCGGUAUCGCCUCGUACAACAUUUUCGUUGGCAUCUUCGUUGCCACCAUCUUCGGUGCUGCCUUCUUCUUCGAUCUUUUCUGGCCCGAGCGACAGGAGUCGAAGGGCGUCAAGACCGCCUGGAAAGUUUGCUCUGUCUUUGCUUGCAUGGCCGCGCUCGCCGACGCCCUGGCGUAUACAUAUAUCGUGGCCAGCAGGAGUGCGUACAUAACUGGUACGGAUCCUGCGACUGGUGGUUCAUUGUUGUCGCAGUUCAAAAAGGCCGGAGAAACUCCGCUUGCGUACAACAAGAACGGGCGCGCGAUUGCUAGUGUUGUAUUCUUGUGGCCUGGCAUGAUCUUCACAUUCGUCAGUACAUAUCUUCUGUGGCACUCAUUAGCCCACAUCGACGCUCACGGCCCGAUGUCAACACACGCCCGCAACGAGAAGGCGGCUACAGAUGGCGCUAGUGUCGCGUCUACAAGUCUCGACGGCACAGCGCCAGUCGCACAACCCGCGCCGACACAUACCAAGCCCGCCGUUAGUACCGUAUAGAAUAGGUUCUUAGGGGGCAAACCACGUCCUGCUCCUGUUGUUAGAGAAACUGAGUUGCAGGGCGAGAAUUUCGAGAUGCAGAGUUUCCAGGAAGGAGUGGAGACUUUGGGUGAAAGCAAUAUUGAAACAGUGCCGGCCGAUGAAAGCGAUACCCAUCCAGCUUUUCGGAUGGGGAGUCCUUUCGGGUUUCGGACGUCACCACCUGAAUAGACUAUACAAGGAUGGACGUCGAUUUGAGUCAGUAGACUCUUUGUACGAUACACGACGAGUUUGUUGGGAUAGAUGUGGUUUAUGGAGUAUACCCCCACAUCUGAUGCGGCGUUCUUACGGAUGAGUGGGAUCUUGAGUAUUGAUACCCCAGUAGCUUGUUUAGUUAUAUGAAAAUGAACCAUAAUAUCUGAC
Messenger RNA from Alternaria alternata, 1658 nucleotides. RefSeq lists its product as hypothetical. The transcript has 3 exons. The coding region runs from base 483 to 1256 and encodes 257 amino acids. The record is from RefSeq and is a predicted model, not a curated record. Lineage: Eukaryota; Fungi; Ascomycota; Dothideomycetes; Pleosporales; Pleosporaceae.